Messenger RNA from Oppia nitens, 912 nucleotides. Its product is annotated as N66 matrix protein-like. The record is from RefSeq and is a predicted model, not a curated record. The transcript is spliced from 2 exons. The coding region runs from base 79 to 834 and encodes 251 amino acids. Lineage: Eukaryota; Metazoa; Arthropoda; Arachnida; Sarcoptiformes; Oppiidae.
UUUAGUUAAGUUUUACAUUCAGCUAAACUAAGUUGUCUAUAAUUUAUAAGCUAUUUUUUAUAUAAUUUCUAUAGAAAUAUGUCUAAACUAAACAUUAUAUGUCUAACAACUAUACUAACAUUGUUUGUAAUAACAACAACAAUCAAUGCGGACGUCAAUGACAAUCAGGACGAGCUAGAGUUGGCCAAAAAAUUUAAACAAGUAAUCAAAUUGUUGGCUCAUGUACUAAACGAUGAUCAACAACWACCACAACAACAACCGGGAGCUGGAAGUGGUCGAGGAGUUGUCCAAAAAGAUAAAAAACUAAAAAAUGCUUUGAACGGUGCGUUUGGAGGAGGUUUUGCUGGCGUAGGAGUUGCCCAACAAUUGUCAAAAAAUCUAGGUGAUGGUGUUGGCGGCUUAUUCGGACCUGGAGUUGGAAAUGCGGUCACCGGAUUAGCUAACAUUGUUACCAUUCCGGUUGGUGGUGUUUUAGGCAGUGGUAUUGGUAUUGCAGGCGGUGUAGCUGAUACGUUUGGUAACGUGUUUGGUCUAGGUGGUGGUGGUGGCAAUGGAAACAAUGGUAACAACAAUUGGAAUGGUAAUGGUCAAAAUAACAAUGGAAACAAUUGGAAUGCUAAUGGCGGCAAUAACAAUGGUCAAAAUAACAAUGGUCAAAAUAACAAUGGUCAAAAUAACAAUGGCAACAACAAUUGGAAUGGUAAUGGCCAAAAUAACAAUGGAAACAAUUGGAAUAAUAAUGGCCAAAAUAACAAUGGUCAAAAUAAUAAUGGCAACAAUUGGAAUAAUGGCCCCAAUAACAACAAUGGCGGCAAUUCAAAUUUCAAUGGCUAAAUGCUAAAUUUUCCUAUAUAUCUAAAAUUUAAAGAGAUAACAUAAAUAAAUAUAAGUUAAUUUUGUAUAAUGAAUUUU